AUGCGUGAGGCCAUUUGCAUUCACAUCGGCCAGGGUGGUGUGCAGAUCGGAAACGCCUGCUGGGAGCUCUUCUGCCUCGAGCAUGGCAUCCAGCCGGAUGGUCAGAUGCCAAGCGACAAGACUAUCGGAGGUGGCGAUGACGCCUUCAAUACCUUCUUCUCAGAGACCGGGGCAGGGAAGCAUGUCCCUCGCUGUGUCAUGGUGGAUCUCGAGCCCACAGUCGUGGAUGAAGUUCGCACAGGAACUUACCGCCAGCUGUUCCACCCAGAGCAGCUCAUUUCAGGGAAGGAGGAUGCCGCAAAUAACUUCGCUCGUGGACAUUACACCAUCGGGAAAGAGAUUGUUGACUUGGUGCUUGACAGGAUCCGAAAGCUGGCCGACAACUGCACUGGCUUGCAGGGCUUCUGUGUCUACAAUGCCUGCGGCGGGGGUACCGGCUCGGGCUUGGGCUGCCUGAUGCUUGAGCGCUUGUCCGUGGACUAUGGAAAGAAGAGCAAGAUUUCCUUCACGGUCUGGUGCUGCCCCCAGGUGGCGACAGCAGUCGUCGAGCCGUACAACACGGUCCUGUGCGUCCACUCCCUGUUGGAGCACACAGACGUGACGAUCAUGUACGACAACGAAGCCUUGUAUGACAUUUGCCGCAGGAAUCUGGACAUUGAGCGCCCGACCUACACCAACCUGAACCGCCUCAUUGCUCAGAUCAUCAGCUCCCUUACAGCCAGCCUGCGCUUCGACGGAGCCUUGAACGUCGACAUCACCGAGUUCCAGACGAACCUGGUGCCCUACCCACGCAUCCACUUCAUGCUGACGUCCUACGCCCCGGUCAUUUCCGCGGAGAAGGCCUAUCACGAGCAGCUCUCCGUGGCCGAGAUCACGAUGUCCGUCUUUGAGCCGGCUUCAAUGAUGGUCAAGUGCGAUCCCCGACAUGGGAAGUACAUGGCCUGCUGCAUGAUGUACCGCGGCGACGUGGUGCCCAAGGACGUGAAUGCCGCAGUGGCCACCAUCAAGACCAAGCGCACCAUCCAGUUCGUGGACUGGUGCCCUACCGGCUUCAAGUGCGGCAUCAACUACCAGCCGCCGACGGUGGUUCCAGGUGGAGACUUGGCCAAGGUGAUGCGCGCCUGCUGCAUGAUCUCGAACUCGACGGCCAUUGCGGAAGUCUUCUCCCGCAUCGACCACAAGUUUGACCUGAUGUACUCGAAGCGUGCCUUCGUGCACCACUACGUGGGCGAAGGAAUGGAGGAGGGCGAGUUCUCGGAGGCCAGGGAAGACUUGGCGGCCCUGGAGAAGGACUACGAGGAGGUGGGCAUUGAGACUGCCGAGGGGGAAGGCGAGGAAGAAGGCUACGGAGACGAGUUCUGA
This is a messenger RNA of Symbiodinium natans, 1362 nucleotides long. The record is from the annotation of a GenBank genome assembly. NCBI's taxonomy places the organism in Eukaryota, Dinophyceae, Suessiales, Symbiodiniaceae.